Pieris macdunnoughi is the source of this 951-nucleotide messenger RNA. The record is from the annotation of a GenBank genome assembly. Lineage: Eukaryota; Metazoa; Arthropoda; Insecta; Lepidoptera; Pieridae.
AUGUGGUUUAAGAUUUUAUUAAUAUGUAUUUUUUGUUUUACAAGAUCUCUUACAACCUCCUUCGAUCUAGGCGGUGUGAUAUCCGGCAAUAGAAUGGCUGGCGUUCCACUUGGACGUUCGCUCGGUCAUGGAGAGGUGGACGUAGAGGGGAUAUGCACUGGUCCAGGCAUGGCUUGUCAGAACUGCACCCAUGCUGUGACAUGUAUACCUCUGCCAAUCGGAUGGUUGAAAGUUCCUCUACAACAAUGUCCUGGCGACCAGACCUGCAAUGCCCAUCUGGGUCAAUGCUCAACUACAGCUGUCCCCGAAUGUGAUGUAGCCAGUCAGAAGUAUGACCAUACUUGUGAACAGGUUGGCAUAUUCCCUGAUGCGUACGACUGCAGGAAGUUCCAUCUGUGCUCACCACCAAAAGGCCUACCGGACGGAGCACCAGCAGACCACACAGUUGCUUUAUGCCCGAGGCAUUAUGGCUACAAUCCACAGACUGCUCAAUGCUCGAUACUUCUGCCAAAUGGACAAUGCACCCACCGUCCUGUUCCCGACUGCCAAAGAGUAGGACAUUCUGCCGUGUUGGAAGCCAGCUCGAACCAUUAUUUCGUGUGUCUAUCGAAGCGCGGUGUGCUAACGCCACAAAUAUUCAUUUGCCCCCACGGAUGGCAUUUUGCGAACAGCUUCUGUCGGCCCUUCAUGAUUGACUCGACUACCACGUACAGAUACACAACAACAGAAAUGGAGACAACGACAGAAAGUACCACAGAACAUCCGACUACAACAACAAUAUCUAGAAUGGACCAGUUCUUUUCCACGGAUAAGCCAGUGACAUAUGCAGCUGACACAUUCUUGGCGGACAAAUUUGAUUUGUCUAAUUAUGAAACAUUUGACGAGACACCGAGUGCGAAUGAUUUUCCUAAUUCCUUUGAGGAUAAUUAUGGAAGAGAAAUAUGGGAAUAG